This is a messenger RNA of Plodia interpunctella (Indianmeal moth), 1860 nucleotides long. Its product is annotated as katanin p60 ATPase-containing subunit A-like 2. Gene Ontology annotation, molecular function: ATP hydrolysis activity; ATP binding; protein binding. The coding region runs from base 384 to 1739 and encodes 451 amino acids. The transcript has 8 exons. Lineage: Eukaryota; Metazoa; Arthropoda; Insecta; Lepidoptera; Pyralidae. The record is from RefSeq and is a predicted model, not a curated record.
UAUCAAUUUGAUCACCAUUAGUAGUGAUUUGAUAAAAUAGGAUAAAGUUUAUCGCCAAUUUUGAAAACGUGACUGUAGGUAUUUAAUUAUAUACAAAGUUCUUAUCAAAAAUUGGGACCUAGUUCUUAAUAAUAUGUUUAAUUUAUUUAAGAUAAUAAAAAUACUACUAACAUAAGUACCCAUGUGUGAAAGUGGAUUAAGGACAUAUAUUUUCCUAGCCACCCCACGUAAUUGUUCUUGAUUUGUUCACUCAUCGCAUCGCGUCGCGUAGCAACCGUACGUUAUAAAGCUACCCCUAGUAACAAAUUGAUGUAAUAAUGUCAGUUGUAAUUUAUUUUGUCAAUAAUACGCGUCGGAGAAUUUAUAAUUUCAAGUCUUGAAAAAUGGCUGGAGCGAGACCCUUGAGUCAAAUGAGAAAAAUUGAAACUAAAGAAGCCUUGUUCCGAGCCCGGAAACGGAUAUUAAAGUACCUAGUGCUGGGGUUCCUGAAGCAGGAAGGUUUCUUCCACACGUCGGAGACCUUCGUGAAUGAGGCCAACCUCACUGGCGAGUACGAGGUCUGUGACAACAUCGACCUGGACAUCAUACUGCAGGACUAUUGUAGCUACUACCUGAUCCGCUUCAACAAGCAGCCACAGUUCUGUCGCAAGGUGGCGCUGGAGCCACCGAAGCCGCCGCGCCCUACCACGCGCAGGGCGAAGCCCGAGCGAGCUCAUGAGGAGCCCCAGAAAGACGAGGAUCUGCCGUCUACUUUCACCGUCACUCGAAUUUUCGAGGACGAAAGACCUCAGACAGCAAUACCAGCAAUCGAGAGGAAGUCGCUCUCUGGUUUCCAAGCCAACAUGCCAGCCGAAAAGAAGCAGCUCGUAGAAAUGUUGUACCAGGACAUUAUAAGGCCAUCAGGGGUGGCCUGGGAAGACAUAAAGGGCUUGUCUUCGGCGAAAAACUUGCUCAUGGAAUCCGUUAUUUAUCCUGUAAGGUAUCCGGAGGUAUUCACGGGUCUCCUGGAGCCGUGGAGAGGUGUGCUCCUCCACGGUCCGCCAGGGACGGGCAAGACCAUGCUGGCCAAGGCAGUAGCCAGCGAGAGCUCCUGCACUUUCUUCAACAUAUCCUGUAGCACCAUUAUCAACAAGUGGAGGGGCGAAUCUGAGAAGAUAAUCAAGGUACUCUUUGAAAUGGCAUCCUACUAUGCGCCAUCUAUCAUCUUCAUAGACGAGGUGGAGACGAUAGCCUCUGACCGGUCGACGCCGGGAGAACAUGAAGCGUCGAGGAGAAUGAAGGCCCAACUCCUUACCGAAUUGGACGGCAUCAGUGAACGGGAGGGCGUGGUGUUUCUGCUUGCCAACUCUAACAUGCCAUGGGAGUUGGACCCAGCCAUGUUGCGUAGACUGGAAAAGCGCAUAUACAUUCCACUUCCAGACUUCAAGACUCGCACAGAGCUCUUCCAGGCCUUCCUCAAUUCCAAGAACAUAGAAGUCUACCCAAAGGUGGACUUCAACGAGCUGGCGACUAAGACAGAGGGUUAUUCCGGCAGCGAAGUCAAGCUGGUCUGCAAGGAAGCCCUCAUGACUACGGUUAGGAAACUGCUGCCUAAUAUGAAUAGGAAAAAUAGCGGCGUAACCCGCAAAGAUAGACUGGACUUGGCAGACAUAUUGACAGCCAUAGAGAAGACGAAGCCGGUGUCUAAGAAUUUGGCAAAAAGGCACAUCGACUGGCAAGCACAGAUGGGCUGCUCCUAGGCCCAUACUAUAAUAAGUGCAAGAAAUACUACAUUCAUUGCGUAAUCUGCUCAAAACAUACAGUUUAGGGUUCAAUUAUGAUACGAGUAGGGUUUGAGGAAUAUAUGUUUUUUUGAUAUUA